This is a messenger RNA of Glarea lozoyensis ATCC 20868, 1083 nucleotides long. RefSeq lists its product as uncharacterized. The transcript has 2 exons. The record is from RefSeq and is a predicted model, not a curated record. Lineage: Eukaryota; Fungi; Ascomycota; Leotiomycetes; Helotiales; Helotiaceae. Bases 1 to 1083 code for a protein of 360 amino acids.
AUGGAAACUCAGCUGUCAUCGUUCUUGCAAGUUAGUGGGGUUUCCGAGGAAGAUAAUGAGACCAUUAUGAAGAUACGCCGGGCAGUAUCGAUGAGCGCUUCACUGCCAGCGAUAUCCGAAGAUGGGAAUCCCGCUCAGCAAGCUCCAGGUGCACCGGCAAUCCCUCCUCGGUCUUUGAGAAGAAAUUCGAAUAGGAACUUUGCUGUGGUUGGUGCAUCAAAUUUGAACCAUCAGGAGGAUCCACCAUCCUACUGGGAAGAUGACAAUUCAAUUGACGGAAAAUAUCCAGAAAAGCUAUCGCGGUGGACAAAAGAGAUUAUCAACAAUAAGCAUGUUGCAAAGAGGGGCGGCUGGCUGAGAUUAUGUCUGAUUGCACUUGUCGUCUUGUUGUGUAUUGUUGGGUUAGUGGUUGGCCUAGUCGUUGGACUGAGGAAAAAGGAUCAUAAACAGAGUAAUUCUUCGUCAGAUAAUGACGGGCAAACUGCAGGAUUUCCAGUUGGCAGCUACUCAAUCAACACCUUCCUGUCAAACGUAACUACAGAUUGCACUUCUAAUCCCAACACCUGGCUUUGCUAUCCUUUCUCAACCUACGCCCAAUCUCCAAACACUUCGGAAGCAACAUUCGACUGGAUCAUCUCUGUGGAUUCGAAAAACAUAAAGAACUAUUCCAUCUCAUCUACUGAAAACUACUUUUCCAUAAUGUUCGCUAAUCUCACGCUCACACUCAAAUCUGCCAACACAUUAAACGAGCACUACUUUCUCAGCACCACCGUGCGCAAGCCGACACGGCCAACGACACAAAUUGGAAACAGUAACCUCGCUGCAACAUGUCAAUUUGAUAGUACCUUUCAAGCAUACCUAUUUACGCGAAUGGCGAAGACGUAUCCAGAAUCCACCACGAACUCCGCGACGGAAAGUGGCGCAUUUACACCUUGGCCUUACGCUGUCAGAAUUGAACAACUCGCUACAAGUGGUGCUGGCACGCCCACAUGUACAGAUCCGAACGGAAAUUCGCUGGGAAACUUUGCUGUGUCAGAGCCUAACAGACAGUGUAGCUGUGACUACCUGAAUACUGGGACAUAG